Mobula hypostoma (lesser devil ray) is the source of this 3441-nucleotide messenger RNA. Its product is annotated as 5'-AMP-activated protein kinase subunit beta-2-like. The record is from RefSeq and is a predicted model, not a curated record. Gene Ontology annotation, molecular function: protein kinase binding. The transcript has 8 exons. Gene Ontology annotation, biological process: signal transduction. Bases 203 to 1027 code for a protein of 274 amino acids. NCBI's taxonomy places the organism in Eukaryota, Metazoa, Chordata, Chondrichthyes, Myliobatiformes, Myliobatidae. Gene Ontology annotation, cellular component: nucleus; cytoplasm; nucleotide-activated protein kinase complex.
UCCAAAAGGGGCGGGGGACGGUGGCGAUGGUGAUUGCUGGACCUAAAUUUAGUUGUGGCUUUGGUGAGGCCUCGGUUCGGGGUUGUUAACGUUCUUGGCACUAUAAAUGAAGUGGCGAGCCGAUGAUCUUGCACUCGAAUGCAACCUGCUUGUGGAAUUGUUACUCUAAUAUAGGAGCAAUAGCAUCAGGACUAUUAAUGCAAUGGGGAACACCAGUAGUGAUCGCAUGGGAGCAGAUCGCCAUGGAGGCCACAAGUCUCAGCGUGCUGACAACAUGGGAAUUUCUCAAUCAUCAAAGGAGAAUGAACGUCAUAAGAUUAUGGUGGAUAGCUCUGAUGAUCCCAACAUCUUUCAUACGCAAGGCUCAAAGCCUCUCACUGAUAAGGAAUUUGCACCCUGGCACGCUGAUGUGGAUGAGUCUGUGAAGUUUUCUCAACAAGCUCGUCCCACUGUCAUCCGCUGGAAUGGUGGAGGAAAAGAAGUAUUCAUUUCUGGAUCCUUCAACAAUUGGCAAGCCAAGAUUCCACUUAUAAAAAGCCACAAUGACUUUGUUGCUAUCCUUGAUCUGCCUGAAGGAGAGCACCAAUACAAGUUCUUUGUAGAUGGACAGUGGGCUCAUGAUCCAUCAGAGCCAGUGACAACCAGCCAACUUGGGACAAUCAAUAAUGUUAUUCAGGUGAAGAAAUCUGAUUUUGAGGUGUUUGAUGCCCUUAAAUUGGAUUCACUGGAGUGUUCAGAUAACUCAGAUUUGUCAAGCUCUCCUCCAGGACCAUACCAUCAGGAGAUGUAUGUUUUAAGGCCUGAAGAGCGCUUUAAGGCACCACCAAUUUUACCUCCUCAUCUGCUCCAAGUCAUUCUGAACAAGGAUACACACAUUUCGUGUGAUCCUGCUUUACUACCUGAACCAAAUCAUGUGAUGCUGAAUCACCUAUAUGCACUUUCUAUAAAAGAUGGAGUGAUGGUUCUCAGUGCUACACAUCGGUACAAGAAGAAAUAUGUUACUACUUUACUGUAUAAACCAAUCUGAUCUGUUAUCCCUGUAGCCAGCAUGCCAAAAUGGUAAAUGAAUGCCCAUGUUAGUUGGCUGUUCAGUGAUGGAGCUUCAUUAGGAUUUUAGCAGUUGUGUUGGUUGCCUUCUACAUAAUCGCUACAAGCACUUUCCCAGAUUGAGGUACAAGUUCAAUAUUGAAUUUUAUAGCAUCGGCAAUGAUAAUUCAGUUUGUCGAUAUGGAUUGGAAAUGUGACGAGCAUUUGUAAAACAAGAGACAAUCUUAGUCAUGAUGAGCGGUUACACUAGGAAAAGUUUACAGUUGGAGUUUAGAUUUUAUAUUUAAACACCUUUAAAUAGCUUAUCUAGUAUUUAUUAAGUAUUGCAUUUUUCUUGGAGAUGUGACCCAACCUAUUUUAAUAAACCUAAUUGUUUUGGAUUGAGAGCUCUUAAUGUUUUGUAAUUCUUGCUUUCAGCAUUGUCCCUAUUUAAUACUGUACACAGAUUCUGCUUUGUAUCUGUGUGCCUGCUCAUUUGUUCUUGAUGUACAAAUUCGAGUGUUUCCAAAUGGGACAUGUUAUUCAUUGUACUAAUUUGCAAGAUGUGAAGUACUUUAGGUAAUAGAUCUUAGAUGGAAAAUAUAUUUACAAUAUUGAUAAUAAACUAAAAAAUGCAAACAUUUAAUGUUCACGAUGUUUGACAAAAUAUUAAAAGUUAUGUAGAUCUACUUAUUUACACACAGCUGAGGCACAAAGUACAUGAUUUAUUUUGUAGCUAAUUAAGGAUAAUAGUUACAGACUAAGAGGGCAGAUUCUUGAAAAAUGGGCAGACAUGCGGCAAAUGAAAUUUAACACAGAAGUAAUGCAUCUUGAUGGGAGAGACAAUGGAAAACAAAUUAUACAUUUUUAAGAGUGUGAAAGGGCAGAUCUGGUUUUGUACAUAAAUCUUUUAAGGUAAAAGAAGCUAUGAGAGUUUUUAUUAAAAAAUGGGUAUGGGAUACUUGAUAUUUGUAAAGAAGGCUUACACUUGAAAUACAAAUAAAUUAUUAUGCUAAAGAAACUGGUACAGACUCAGCUGUAGAAGGGUGUUCAGUUCUGAGCAGCACUCUUCAGGAAUACUGUCAUCGCUUUGGGGAGGUAUGGAAGGAGUUUAUCAAUGUUACCAGUGAAUGUAACAUUAAAAUAAUGAAAAAUCUGGCAGUCACCCAGACCAAAGAAGAUCAGGAAGAGUUUUGAAGUAAAUAUGUAAAAUGGUGAACAGAUUUAAUAAAGUACAGGAGAAUCUGGUUUCUGUGGCAGAUAGUUUAGUAGCCAUGGAGCAUGUAUUUAAGGCAAUAAAACAAAGUUGAGGUGAUGUUAGGAAACAGUUUUUACCAAACAAUUGUGAUUGAAGCAGAUUCAACCAGAAUUUUCAAAAGGGAAAUGGAUAAAUAUUGAAGUGAAUAAAUUGAAUGUGUAAGAGGAAGAUGGUCAGCACUUUAAGUAAUUGGAUAGCUCUCUCAAAAAGCAGGCAGGGAGUGAUAUUCUGAAUGGCUUCAUAAUGUGCAAUGUCUGUAAUGCAGAAGUGUCAUUAUUAUUUAUCAAAGGUUGAUUUCCACUUUUGUGUGAUCUGAUUUUGAGGUUUGAAAGAAGAGUUAAAGGAAUAGAUGAGCAUCAUAUCUACAGAAUGAUUUUGAAUUCUUGAAUGAGGAGCAUAAGAACUAAUAUUCCAAAAUCUUUUUGGGAUAAAAUGAUUAGAUAUUGAUGGUGUUCUCCACAAAUAACAACACAGGUGGUAAUUCUAAAUUACCUUUGUAUAAAGGCUAUUUAGAAUGCAGAUGCUGUUAUAAGAUAUUUAAUGUUAAUUUUCAUUAACAUUUAAACUAAAGUCUAAAUGGACAGAUCUGAAAGAACUUCCUUGUUUGAAUGUUGUAAAUUUUGGGAUCAGAAUUUGAUGCUCUUCUUCAGUAACUGAAGAUUUUAAGAAGUACUCAGUGACAACCAAUACACAAGUAUUUCUAUAAUUUGCUGGCAUAUUCUGAUAGAACAAAUGGAGCACCAUGAUAGUAAAAUACAAAGCAGGAUUUUGCAUUUGAUACUUUAUGACACAUUAUGUCUGAAAAAAAAUCAUCCUGCAUCUAUCUCUUUUUUUGAUAGUAGUUUCCUUAUUGCUUUAAAGUAGCAUUCCAGGGAACACAAAGAGUAAAAGAUUUUCUGAGGCCUGUGUGAAUAGUUUGAGUAAUUAAGAAGCCUUACAUUGAUGAUAUGCACAAUUUUAUGAUUGGAUGCCAGAUGUUUUCUCUCUUUUAGUCCCUGCAGUAAAGUUUUUAGGUUUGUGAAAAAGCAUGAAUAUUUAAUCUUUUACAGAGACUACUGAAGUGUGAAGAUUUUAAUGUACCGGUGUAUAUAUAUUUGUGUGUGCUGUAAGAUCUUAACACAAAUAAAAUAUCACAGCUGACUGAAAAAUGGGUAUCA